UGGGCCUCGAUUAUUUGCUGAAAUUGGGCUUGUAACAUUUUCGAUAGCUGAGCCCUACUAUAAAUAAAGCAUGCUGCUUCUCUUCGUAAAACCCUAAUCGGCAGAGCAGCUUCUCUCAGGUAAGCUGGUAGAUUUAUCGUAGGGUUUCAGACUGUACCUAACCAAAUGGCUCCAGCUAAAGCUGAUCCGUCCAAAAAAUCUGAUCCCAAGGCACAGGCAGCUAAGGUUGCCAAGGCCGUCAAGUCAGGAUCAACCUUCAAGAAGAAGUCACAAAAGAUAAGGACAAAAGUUACAUUCCACCGACCCAAGACUUUGAAGAAGGAUAGAAACCCCAAGUACCCUCGUAUCAGUGCACCUGGAAGGAACAAACUUGAUCAGUACGGAAUUCUAAAGUAUCCCCUCACCACCGAGUCUGCAAUGAAGAAGAUUGAGGACAACAAUACCCUUGUUUUCAUCGUGGACAUCAAGGCUGAUAAAAGGAAGAUUAAGGAUGCCGUGAAGAAGAUGUAUGACAUCCAGACAAAGAAAGUCAAUACCUUGAUUAGGCCUGAUGGGACUAAGAAAGCAUAUGUGAGGUUGACUCCUGACUACGAUGCAUUGGACGUUGCCAACAAAAUUGGAAUCAUCUAAACUAGUAGUUACCUGUUUAGAAUUUUACGAGAAUUUAAAAUCUUGGAUUGAGUUUUUAGAUACACUUGAAUGGAAGUGCCUUCUAUUUUUCAUUUUGAAUUUUGUGUUUUGGAGACAUGUUUUGUUCCGUAUAAGAGAAAUCAACUUUUAUGCUGCAGUUUUUCUUUCUCGAAA
This is a messenger RNA of Nicotiana tabacum (common tobacco), 804 nucleotides long. RefSeq names its product large ribosomal subunit protein uL23-like. NCBI's taxonomy places the organism in Eukaryota, Viridiplantae, Streptophyta, Magnoliopsida, Solanales, Solanaceae. Gene Ontology annotation, biological process: translation. The record is from RefSeq and is a predicted model, not a curated record. Gene Ontology annotation, cellular component: ribosome. Gene Ontology annotation, molecular function: structural constituent of ribosome; rRNA binding.